AUGUCCUCCUUCUCCAGCACCGAGCUGCUCUCCUCCCUCUCCGAAAUCCAAUCCUACUCCGGAAUCCAAUCCUACACGGUCCUGCCCGCUCACUUUUGUUCGUCCGCGAACGAAAGUCGCGCCGAGAUCAAGUUGCUCGAAAAAGGGGAUACGGCGUUGAUCGUGUGUUCGGAUAAAGGGUGGGGUAUUGCGUUGAGGAGUGUGGUCGAUUGGAAGGUGAGUUGUUGCAGUGUCGGCAUUCCGGUGGGGAAUGUGGUUACGCGAUCGUGGGUGGUGGGUGGUGGGGGAAGACGAUCCUACUUCGAGUCGGACAUCUAGAUACCGUUCCCACCCCUCAGCUUCGCUCGAAAAGCAGCUUUGCUAAUACCUCCCAACACGAACUUUCAUCCCAGCGCCUUCCCCCCGACUCGGCAGCAAAAGACACCGAAACUUUUGAAACGCUCGAGAACCUCUUGGCUUAUCUCAGUCCGGCAUUCGAAGCGAGGAGGAUGCAAGUCUUGUCGGACAAGCUGUCGGCCGUUAGGAUGGAACGUGGGGAGGAAAAGAAAGAGGAGGGGAAAAGAGGGGCCCGGUAG
This is a messenger RNA of Microbotryum saponariae, 575 nucleotides long. The record is from the annotation of a GenBank genome assembly. Lineage: Eukaryota; Fungi; Basidiomycota; Microbotryomycetes; Microbotryales; Microbotryaceae.